UCACUCAUCAUUUUAUUACAACUGUGUUAUUUUCUUCUUUCAUAAUAAAGCAAAAGGCCUGCUGCGCCUUUUUUUUUUGCUUUUUUCCCCUAACUAUCCAUUUCCCCAUGCAUCUAUCCAAUUCAAUCAUAUAAAGUUUGAUUGCACAACAUAAAAGCAAAACCUGUGAAUCACAAUAUAUAAAACUUCCUCGCACCCUUUGAAACAUCGAGCUUUUCAGAAUUUCACUUUCUCGUCGAACCGUUCUAAACAAUUAAAAGUCUACUACGAUACUAUAGAAAAACAACCAACCCGACCUUUCGACUUCUCAUCGAAGCUCUAUAGAGAGGUAGCGGACAUGCAUUCCGCGGCAGGACAGACGGGAGCGCGGAGGCAGACCCCUCCAUUUCCCUUGAAGCAGAUGAUAAUCUUGGGUAAGUUUGUGUGGUCUCACUGUGGCCUGUAUUGCUGUAGGGCAAUGACUAGUCCAAUUGCACAGUCACUAAUCCAUUCUCUAGCACUAUGUCGAAUCUGCGAACCAAUUGCUUUCAUGUCCAUUUUCCCUUAUAUAUAUUUCAUGGUCAAGGAUUUCCACAUCACCGACAACGAUGCCCAAGUAUUCAUGUACUGUGGCAUGGUCACAUCGGCUUUCGCUUUUGCAGAAUUCUCCUCUGGAGUGGCUUGGGGUCGAUUGAGCGAUAAAAUUGGACGAAAACCUGUUCUGCUUACCGGGCUUGCGGGUACGGCUUUGAGUAUGCUAAUCUUUGGAUUGUCGCCCAACUUGCCAACAGCAUUGUUGGCACGCGCGCUGGGCGGUCUUUUGAACGGGUAUGCUUCCAUGUUUCCGUCUCUCCCUUUAUUGUUCGAGGCAAUAAUUUCUGAUAAAUUGCUUUUUCUAGAAACAUUGGCGUUUUGCAGACCACCGUAGCCGAGAUGGUGACGGUGAAGGAACAUCAGCGUAAGUGAUCUAUCAUUUCGGGUUUGGGAGCCUCGUUCUGACAAGUCAUAGCUCGCGCCUAUACGAUCAUGCCAUUUGUCUGGUGUCUCGGGUAAGUCUGAACUAAUUCGCAGCUCUUGUCAGCUCUCAAUAUUUUUAUGCUAAUAUUACAAUUUGUAGAUCCAUAUUAGGCCCAUCCCUUGGAGGCGCACUGGCGAGACCCGUAGUCAAUUGGCCAGGAACAUUUCAGCAUGGAUCGAUUUGGGAAAAAUUCCCUUACCUGCUUCCCAACCUCGUUUGUACAGUUGUCGUAACUUUCGGAGUAAUUGUCGGAUUCUUAUUUUUGGAGGAAACGCAUUCAGAAAAGAAAUAUCGUCGGGACCCCGGAUUAGAAGCCGGAAAAUGGAUCAUUAGCAAAUUCACACGAUGCGCCGAAUCAAAGAAUAGUCGAUGCGAGAAGGUUGCAGAGUCGGACGAGAUUCUUCCAUUGUUGGCUGGUGAUUCAGAGGAUCAGCCACCAGGAUAUCGAACAACCCAAGGUUCACCUACACUUUCAUCAACUGCGACUUCCAAGGACCCGCAGGAACCCUUGGAUUUGAAUGCACAUGACCAAUUCGUUGUUCCUGCAAGAACUAAACCUGCAGCAACGAAGGCUUUUACGAGACAGGUCGUCAUCAAUAUUAUCGGUUAUGGUAUUUUAGCUUAGUAAGUUCCACCAUCUCCACGUUUUUGCUGCACAAGCACACGAAUUGAGUAACUAACCCGAGAUUUCCAGCCACACGAUGACUUUCGACUCCAUGCUCCCAACAAUGCUUUCCUACAAAAGAGAAGAGGGUGCUCCACCAUUCCCAGAACCUAAAUUACCUUUUAAAUUUGUCGGCACAUAUGGCAUGAGCUCCUCAGAUGUCGGAGUGGUUCUUUCGGUUCAAGGGCUAUAUUCCAUGAUUGCUACAAUCUUCUUAUUCCCAAUUGUUGUUCGACGUCUUGGAGCUUUGACUUUGUUCAGAACUAUGUCAAUCUCCUAUCCCAUCCUCUACAUUGUUACACCCUACUUGGUCUUGCUCCCGGAGAAUCUUAAAGUCGUCGGCUUGUAUGUGGUUGUCAUCUGGAAAUGUACUUUCUCAACCAUGACUUACCCAAGCAAUGCUAUUCUGUUGACUAAUUCAGCACCAUCACUUUUGAUGUUAGGAACUAUCAAUGGUGUCGCAGCAUCGACAGCCAGUAUUUCCAGAGCCUUUGGACCCACCGUCGCAGGAUUCCUCUUGUCGGCUGGUGCCAACUUAGGAUACUCUGGACUUGCUUGGUGGUGCAGUGCUAUCAUUGCAAUGAUCGGUGCCAUAAUCAGUCUCUACAUGACUGACAAGGGUGGAAGAAUGGAUGUUGACGAGAAGAGCGAAGAAGACCAGGAGCAAGCAUUCAAUGACGAAAUGCUUGAUCAUUUUGCUCCAGAUACUGGCAUCGCCGCUGGCGCCGAGCUAAGGAACACGAUUGCUGAUAAUUAGAUGAUACUUUGAUCAUUGUUAUCGGUUCACGACUUAUGAAAUUUCUUUCCUUCAAUUCUCCAAGAUUGCUCCUCUUAGGGCAUCUGUAUAAAAAUUAUUUUAGGCCAUCAUGGGCCAUUUCUUUGGGGUUCUUGUUUCGAUGUUAAGAUAUCCCCACUAUGCCUUUGAGCGCUAUAACAUCACGAUGAUGGUAUUUUAUAUUUGGGUUUUCUUUUUUGGGGGGCGCAAUUGGAGCUAUGAAGGACACAGAUAUGGGGUGUUUGCGAAAACGGUUUUGUUCCUCGCAGGAUGGGGGGAGUUUCGAUAAAAGGGAGAUAUCAAUAUCGCGCUACCUACUAUGGAUGGGGCGCAGGAUGCAAUUUCAAUUGCAGAUAACUUUUUGGCUGGCUUGGAGAAUUAACAUAUAGUCUUGGUUUGCCUGGCAUGAGGUCCGGCGUUUAGGCAGUCUUAAGAUUUGUGGACGACAUGAGCUAUUUAGUGUUAAUUUAAU
Molecule: messenger RNA, 2908 nt
Organism: Sclerotinia trifoliorum
Lineage: Eukaryota; Fungi; Ascomycota; Leotiomycetes; Helotiales; Sclerotiniaceae
Source: the annotation of a GenBank genome assembly